This is a messenger RNA of Protopolystoma xenopodis, 363 nucleotides long. The record is from the annotation of a GenBank genome assembly. Lineage: Eukaryota; Metazoa; Platyhelminthes; Monogenea; Polystomatidea; Polystomatidae.
AUGCACCUAAACCAGAUCACUACCAGCAAAUUCGUUAACUAUCUUCGGCCAUUUUGCUUAGCUCACAGCCUGGCAAGCAAUGUCAGCACAUGCAUCAGUCUACUUGUGAGCGAGACAAUACCCUGGGCCGCCGCUGAGGUAGCUGGUAUGUUACCGGUUGAGGCGACUGAAUCAAAAGCACCAAAGCGGUUAUUAUCAGGUGGAUUGGAGACAGUCACUGAUCGUAUCAGCUCCAAUCAAUACUUGAAUGGUCAAAUGACAGGGACCAGAUUAACAACGUUAUAUGAAACGAAGGCUCUACUAGCUAAAGAAAUAGGUAAAUUUAUGCAUAUUUGGUUUGGCCCACUUGCAUUGGACCUUUAA